AUGCAGUUCUUCACCCGUCUUCUCGCCGCAGCGGCGACAGCAGCUCCGUUCCUUGCGCAAGCUGCUCCACUCGCACCUCGUCAGGAGAACUUGAUUCCCGACAAGUACAUCGUCGUGUUGAAGCCAGAGACCGACAUGGCCUCCAUCACAGCGCAUCACGAGACAGUCCGUGCCAUUCAUGCACGCAACCUCGCUCGUCGUACAGAUGAAGAGGCAAGCGCUGGUAUUGAGCGCGAGUACCAAUUUGGUGACUUCAAGGGCUACGCUGGAGCCUUUGAUUCCCAGACCGUGGAGGAGCUGAAGUCUCUUCCUGAGGUUCUUCUCGUGGAGCAGGACCACAUGAUGACCACCAGUGCAUUGGUGACCCAAAGCAGCUCUACUUGGGGACUUGGAAGCAUCUCCUCUCGCACCCGCGGAGCGACCAGCUACAUCUACGACGACACUGCCGGUGCAGGCACCUUCUCCUACAUUGUCGACACUGGCAUCAGAAUCACUCACAAUGACUUCGAGGGCCGCGCAACAUGGGGCUUCAACGCCGUCAACACCAACAACAACGACAACCAAGGUCACGGCACCCACGUCGCCGGUACAGUCGGUGGCCGCACCUACGGUGUCGCCAAGAGGACCAACCUCAUUGCUGUCAAGGUCUUCGAAACGAACAGCUCGCCUUCUUCCACUGUCAUUGCUGGUUUCCAAUGGGCUGUAAACGACAUCGUUUCCAAGCGCCGCACCAACUCCGCAGUCAUCAACAUGUCUCUCGGUGGCAUCGGAUCCGCCGCCUGGGACGCUGCCAUCACCGCCGCAUGGAGCCAGGGUGUUCUCGCCGUCGUCGCUUCUGGAAACGAAAACACCCUUGCUUCCACCCGUUCCCCAGCCCGUUCUCCCGAAGCCCUUACCGUCGGUAACCUGAACACCAACGACGCCCGUUACAACGGCGCUGGCGCAUCCAACUACGGGCCUGCAGUUGACAUCUGGGCUGCCGGUACCGGUGUCGUUUCCACUUACUUCCAGAGCAACACUGCCACCGCUACGCUGACUGGAAGCUCCAUGGCUUGCCCCCAUGUUGCUGGUUUGGUGUCUUACCUCCGUGGAUUGGAGGGUUUGUCGACUGCUGCGGCUGUCAGGGCGAGAGUCAUUGCUUUGGCCACACCUGGACGUGUUACCGACGGCCAGGGUGCUGCCAACCUUGUGGCUUACAACGGCAACGGACGUUGA
Plenodomus lingam JN3 is the source of this 1215-nucleotide messenger RNA. RefSeq lists its product as uncharacterized. Gene Ontology annotation, biological process: proteolysis. Gene Ontology annotation, molecular function: serine-type endopeptidase activity. Lineage: Eukaryota; Fungi; Ascomycota; Dothideomycetes; Pleosporales; Leptosphaeriaceae. The record is from RefSeq and is a predicted model, not a curated record.